This is a messenger RNA of Somion occarium, 687 nucleotides long. The record is from the annotation of a GenBank genome assembly. Lineage: Eukaryota; Fungi; Basidiomycota; Agaricomycetes; Polyporales; Cerrenaceae.
UCGAGGCUGAAAGCAUGCGAGUACAAACCUGGGUUGCAAUCUUCAAUCGUGAUACCAACUGGAUCUGCAGAUAUGUAGAUAAGACUGGAGAUGGACGAGAGGAAAAGGAAAGCAAGUUAGUCUCCGGUACGCAGACCAAUGACGAGUCUUUUGAGGGAGGGAGAGACGACCCGUAUAAAGGCUUGCCGGAUGAUCGCCAGGCAUGCCGGAUCAAUGCCGGUGGCUGCAAAGUGGCUGAGGACACUUGAUAGAAUUUUACGAGCUACCACCAUGUAUUGUCUACAACCGCCUCAAGAAACAACUUGUUUCUACUGUCCCAACUGCAUGGUUUUGCUCCCAGCAUUUUUAGGUUCACCUGUGCAAGUUCAGACCUCGACUCCUCAGUCUUCGAUCCCACAGAGAGAUCUGUUCUCGCCGCAACUUGUCCAUGGUUCGUUUGGAUCCCCAAGUACCCCUACGGCAACCAAUUAUGCAACAUCAAGUCUUUCAAGUUAUUUAAUUACUCCUACAUCUCUUCAAACAUGUCCCCAUACCUGUGACACCAAGAAAGUCCUCGAAUCAGCAGUUUUGAGACCCAGAAAAUGUUGAUCCAUGCACUCCAACAAAAUUUCCUAUAAAGAAGCGCAGGAGGAGCCCAUCACAGAAGUUAGAUGAUAUUCUGCAUACCAUCAAAACUGCUCAUUGGAC